Triplophysa dalaica is the source of this 465-nucleotide messenger RNA. It is a transcript of the gene rps15a, whose product is annotated as ribosomal protein S15a. The transcript has 4 exons. NCBI's taxonomy places the organism in Eukaryota, Metazoa, Chordata, Actinopteri, Cypriniformes, Nemacheilidae. The record is from RefSeq and is a predicted model, not a curated record. Gene Ontology annotation, cellular component: cytosolic small ribosomal subunit; ribosome. Gene Ontology annotation, molecular function: structural constituent of ribosome. The coding region runs from base 4 to 426 and encodes 140 amino acids. Gene Ontology annotation, biological process: translation.
AUAAUGGAUACAUGUUAUUUGUCUACAGGCAUCAUGGUGCGCAUGAACGUUCUCGCAGAUGCGCUCAAAAGCAUCAACAAUGCUGAGAAACGUGGAAAACGCCAGGUUCUCAUCAGGCCCUGCUCCAAAGUCAUAGUGCGCUUUCUUACUGUGAUGAUGAAGCAUGGUUACAUCGGCGAAUUUGAGAUCAUUGAUGAUCACAGAGCCGGCAAAAUUGUAGUCAAUCUCAAUGGGAGAAUUAACAAGUGUGGUGUCAUCAGCCCACGCUUUGAUGUGCAGUUGAAGGAUCUGGAGAAGUGGCAGAACAACCUUCUCCCAUCCAGACAGUUCGGAUACAUUGUUUUGACAACCUCAGCUGGCAUCAUGGACCACGAGGAGGCCAGGCGAAAACACACAGGAGGAAAAAUCCUUGGGUUCUUUUUCUAAACAUGUAAAGCGGACAAAAAAUAAAAACAGUGGAAGACA